AUGAGCUGUGGAAGAUUCUCCUGGUACUUCCCCCUUCCCCACAUAAAACCUGGAACCCUCAUCUCCGGUCCUUCCCCCCAAUACCCCCCUCCCCCUCCCUUCCCCCCACACGCACACAGUGAGGAGGCAGCAGAGCAGGAGCUACCAGAUGAGCUGCGGAAGAUUCUCCUGCAAUCGCAAGCCGACGCAUCAAACGCACCCAAACGAGCCUUCCAAGGUGCGGCCGUUCGGGUUGCCUUUGGCUUUGGUGCAUCCGCAGCAGCAGCAGCAGCAGCAGGGAUGGGCAUGGGGCCUACCAAAGGGGGCAGCAGCGGUUUUGGCGAUGGGGGUGGUGGCUCGUUCCAAUUGGACGAGAAGAAGGCAAAGAAGAGAGAUACCAUGGACUACAGUCGCUACUACCCCACAACGCUUCCUCUGCGCCCCCCAAACACUGGCCCACCAGACAUUCUAAACGAGGCUGAGUUUGGAGAGGAGGCUUUGUCCCGCCCUUUCAACGAAGCUGCUGUGCCCCCAGCCAGAGAACUCGGCUUAAACCCCCCUGCUGCUGCUGCGGCUGCUGCUUCUUCUUCUUCUCUUGAUGACCGGAUGGUCUUUUUCCAGCUGCCCGCCGCGCUGCCAGUGCGCCGGGAGCGGGCAGCUGAGCUCGCGCCGGGAGAACCCGGGCCGUUGGAUGAGCUUUCGUCGCUGCCCGAGGGGCGGAUUGGGAAGAUUCUCGUGUAUGAUGAUGGGAGAGUGAAGAUGAGGCUUGGCGACACUCUAUUUGAUCUGCAGGCCGGUUCGCCCUGCAUAUUCCACCAGGAGCUAGCAGCUGUGAAUGCCGCAUCAGGCAUGUGCCAUUUCUUAGGGGACGUGAGGCAGAGGGCUGUUGUGGUGCCGGAUAUAGACUCAUUGCUACAGUGA
Messenger RNA from Closterium sp. NIES-65, 900 nucleotides. Lineage: Eukaryota; Viridiplantae; Streptophyta; Zygnematophyceae; Desmidiales; Closteriaceae. The record is from the annotation of a GenBank genome assembly.